Vitis riparia (riverbank grape) is the source of this 2576-nucleotide messenger RNA. Its product is annotated as TOM1-like protein 9. The record is from RefSeq and is a predicted model, not a curated record. Gene Ontology annotation, molecular function: ubiquitin binding; phosphatidylinositol binding. Gene Ontology annotation, biological process: protein transport to vacuole involved in ubiquitin-dependent protein catabolic process via the multivesicular body sorting pathway. NCBI's taxonomy places the organism in Eukaryota, Viridiplantae, Streptophyta, Magnoliopsida, Vitales, Vitaceae. The transcript has 10 exons. Bases 235 to 2310 code for a protein of 691 amino acids.
AGAAAAAGAAGGAACCUGCGAUCGGAGAGAGAUUGAGAUUUUGGAGAGAGAAAGAGGAAAGACGAAAGGGGCAAAGGGGAGAUUUGAGGCUCUGUUACACGCAUUUGAUCUACUGUUCUAGAGAGAGCAGGAAAGGGAGACACAGUUGUGGAGGAAGAAACGAAUCUGUGAUUCGCCGGGAACCGUGAUCGUUGCCGGAUUUCGAUUAACUGUCGAUCGAAUUUGCAGGCGAAGAUGGUGAAUUCUAUGGUUGAACGAGCCACGAGCGACAUGUUGAUCGGUCCAGAUUGGGCGAUGAACAUCGAGAUCUGUGAUAUGCUUAAUCACGACCCUGGGCAAGCAAAGGAUGUGGUCAAAGGCAUAAAAAAGCGCAUUGGAAGUAAGAAUCCAAAAGUUCAACUUCUUGCACUGACGCUAUUGGAGACAGUCGUAAAAAACUGUGGAGAUAUUGUCCAUAUGCAUGUAGCAGAGAGAGAUAUUCUUCAUGAGAUGGUGAAAAUAGUAAAGAAAAAGCCUGAUUUGCAUGUCAGAGAGAAGAUAUUGAUUCUGAUAGAUACUUGGCAAGAAGCUUUUGGAGGACCAAGGGCAAGAUAUCCACAAUACUAUGCUGCAUACCAGGAGUUGCUGCGUGCUGGGGCAGUAUUCCCUCAGAGGUCUGAGAGGACAGCACCUGUAUUUACCCCUCCACAAACGCAGCCUCUGACAUCAUUUCCUCAAAAUCUUCGUAAUCCAGAGUAUCGGCAAGAAGGAGCUGAGUCUUCUACCGAGUCUGAGUUUCCUACCUUGAGUUUGACAGAAAUUCAGAAUGCACGAGGUAUUAUGGAUGUCCUUGCAGAAAUGCUGAGUGCAUUAGAUCCAGGAAACAAAGAGGGGCUCAGGCAGGAGGUUAUCAUGGACUUGGUAGAUCAGUGUCGGACAUACAAGCAAAGAGUGGUCCACCUUGUCAACUCAACUGCGGAUGAAUCGCUUCUAUGUCAAGGACUGGCACUGAAUGAUGACUUGCAGCGGUUACUAGCCAAACACGAAGCUAUUGCUUCAGGAACUCCUGUUCCAAAAGAGAAACCCAAGACUGAACCUGUUCAAGCCCUUGUUGAAGUUGAUAAUCCUCUAGUUGAUACAGGAGAUAGCAACAAAAAGCCAGAUGGCGGAUCCACCUCAAGUGCUGGUGCAGGAACUCAACAAGUUCAGUUAUUGCUUCCUGCCCCUCCUACAACUAAUGGCCCAGCAGCAACUCCAGCAAUCAACCCUAAAAUGGACCUGCUGAGUGGUGAUGAUUAUAACUCACCAAAGGCAGAUAAUUCAUUGGCCCUUGUUCCUGUGGGAGAAGCACAGUCAAGCAGCCCUCUUUCUCAGCAAAAAGCCCUUGUUCUUGUGGACAUGCUUUCUUCAAGUAAUAACACCCCAAAUAAUUUCAAUGCUCAACCAGGAUAUCCUGCCGGGCAAUCCCCUUUGACCCCACAAUUCCAACAACAGCAGAAUGUUCAACCUCCACAAUCCACAUUUUAUCCAAAUGGAAGUGCCCCAAGCAUGGGGUUACCUCAAUACGAGCAGUCACUUGCCUGGAACGGCCAGAUCGCCCAGCAGCAGCAGCCACAGUCUCCAGUCUAUGGCCAGAUUGGACAGCAGCAGCAGCCCCCACAGUCUCCAGUCUAUGGUCAGAUCUCCCAGCAGCAGCCACCAUCCCCUGUCUAUGGUGCUCAAAGUGGCAGCUCGCUACCACCCCCACCCUGGGAAGCUCAGUCAACUGAUAAUAGCCAAUUAGCGGGCGCCCAAUACCCUCAACCUAUGCAAGUUCCCCAGGGCUUUGCUACACAUGCACAGCCGAUGCCAGGUGGCAUGUAUCCUCAAGGCCCUCAACCAAUGGGAAAUGAUCAAGCUGCAGUUAUGUAUAGCCAACCAAUUGCAAGUGGUCAUCUCCCGGGAAUUAAUACACAGGCUAUUCCAAACAAUCAGUUCAUGGGUUUGCAUUCUCAACCAAUCCAAGUAGCGCAGAUGGGUAUGCUUCCACACCCAAUGCAAGCUGGACCAAUGUCUUCUAUGUAUCCUCAACAAAUGUAUAGCAACCAUAUGGCAGGCUAUGGAUACGGAUACGGUCAGCAGCAAAAUACUCAGUUCCUUGAGCACAGAAUGCACGGACUCGCUGUUAGAGAUGACAUUGGUUUGAGGAACUCGUGGAACCAGGCUUCCACUUCAUCCUAUGUACCACCUAUGAAGCCUCAAAAGCCAGAGGAUAAGCUAUUUGGAGACCUUGUUAACAUGGCAAAAGUGAAGCAGGCAAAACCUACAUCUGGCCGAUCUGAUAGCAUGUGAAACAACAGCUGGAUAUUGCAUUUCUCCCCUUAUUUUUUGUUUGCUAACUCAUCCUUUUUUCUUUUUCUUUUUCCCUUAUUUAAUUUUUUUUUACAUAUAUAUAUUCUUCACUUUUGGCACCAUAUUUGUGUUGCUUUGUUUGUUAUUUGGAAUUAUGUAUAUUUCUUGUAGAGAAAAAGACACAAAUUGAAAGACUUUUGGGUUAGGGUAAUUUUUGUGGAAUUGGAGUUCUUUUAAUCAGAAUCCUUUGGUCACUUUAGUUUUGA